Molecule: messenger RNA, 1842 nt
Organism: Aspergillus niger
Lineage: Eukaryota; Fungi; Ascomycota; Eurotiomycetes; Eurotiales; Aspergillaceae
Exons: 7
Coding region: 1-1842 (613 amino acids)
Source: RefSeq, a predicted model, not a curated record
AUGCCAAGCGGGCCAAAUGGCUUGUCGCCUGAAAGACCAUUGGCCACUUUUCAAAUGAAACCGUAUCCAAAUCCAGGUUACCAAGGGUCAUCAUCUCUCAAGACAGUGCUGGAUAAUCUUGGCGACCACUUAGCCGUUAGAAUUGAUACCUCCAGACCUCAUGUUAACGACCAACAGUCGUCACGAGACGCUGUACUUCGGGCAGACAGCUCCAGGAUGGUCGAUGAAGGAGUACAGCUGUUGGAGACGUUCCUUGAUUAUCUUGCCGAUGGCGAUUUUCGACAACUGUUCUCCGAAGCGAAAGGCAGCGAUUUACAAACCCACUUAGGCACCUUCUUACUUUUCCCAUUCUUUGAAAGUCUGGCAAACGAAAUUGAUACCAUACGACAAUCAGAAAAUCGACAGGCGAGCUCGUUUGCACUGUCACAACGCCUCUUCGAGAAGGCAAACGAACCCGUUGAGAUUCAUAGCGCCAUGACUCUUGAGGAGUUUGCCGCUCAGUACACGGGGCUAAAUUUACGAUGGGAAACGACAAGCAUUGCUUCGACCGAGAUACGAGUCCCGCAUCCAGCCUGCAAAACAGAAGAGGAACGUCAACUUCUGAGGACAAACCUUGUUCAUUUGACCAACAAAUGUGUCGCCUUCUGCGAUUCUUUGGACACAUUGAAUGAUAUCACUAUGAUAUUUCUAUAUGAGAGUUUCCUCCUUGCUUCAAUAUUCUACGGUGAUCAGAGUUUCAAGGCUUGGAGAAGACUUAAUCAUGCUUCCAGCGCACUCUUUGCAGAUGGGCUUCACGAGACUGUCAAAGAAAAACAGUAUCUCCCAUUCUUCCUCACACAGUUACGUCAGCAAAUCUUUGCACGAAUAUACGGAUCCGACAUUAGUUUUGCUGUCUUUUUAGGCCGUCCUCCGCGGGUAAGUAAACGGUUCUGUUAUACAAGUAUGCCCCUCGACAUUGAAGAGGAUACGUACAGUCUAGUAGGAGAAGACUUGGACCAGGAAUUGGCACACCUGGACCGAAACGGUUGGAACACACUCGGCCAGAUCAGGAAAAGCGCUGUCAUACGAUGGUCUAUGAUCACCUCUAUGAUCCGUGAAGAUGCUUUAGAAACUCUACUUGGACGAAAUCUUACCAAUGUACCACAGCGAAUCGGUGAUCUUCAAGCGAAGAUUGACCAUGCGUGGAAAGAUCUUCCCCCGUUUCUCACGAUUCCAACCCGGGAUUUAUGGCUGAAAGGACGCUCCUGCCGCGAGGUAGACAUCUUGCAUCAAAUUCGUCUACUUUACCUCAACACUGCCUUUUUGAUUGAAUGGGCGGCUUCGCGACAUGGCCUUCAAGAUACUGGUGCCUUGUUUGUCAAUGCUAGUGAACUACUCUCAUGGGUUAUUGAGGCUAUAGUCAGGCGUGAACAGCUGUCCAAAAAAGGCUUGAUUUCUCUAGCAUGGAGGGUUGCUUCUUGUGCUCUACCCGCUGCCGGUGCUAUUGCCUGGUAUCUCCUCCAGCCAUCGUCCCGUGUCGGCUUCAAUCUCGACUUGUCAUCGAGAAGACGCAGCAUAGAGAAUCUCUCAGUGCUCAUUGCUCACAUGGGUGUCCUGCAUGAUCCUGGAGACGGCAACUAUCAGCUUUUCUGCCACGCCAAAAGUGCUCUACAAUCUGCAAUGGACACUAUCCUCAGCCUUCCAGAUCCCGCUCAGCCUGAGAAUUCCUUAGAUAUGUUAUCCUCCCCUGCACUGUCACCAGACUGGAUCUUUUCGGAUUAUUUAGGGCUCGGGGUUGAUUCAUGGAUCGGUCUUCCGGAUCGAGGGUCUUUUAUGAGAAUGGAUGAUAACAUGCCAUAUUGA